This is a messenger RNA of Wasmannia auropunctata (little fire ant), 697 nucleotides long. Its product is annotated as alpha-tocopherol transfer protein-like. Gene Ontology annotation, molecular function: phosphatidylinositol bisphosphate binding. The transcript has 2 exons. NCBI's taxonomy places the organism in Eukaryota, Metazoa, Arthropoda, Insecta, Hymenoptera, Formicidae. The record is from RefSeq and is a predicted model, not a curated record. The annotation marks the transcript as partial. Gene Ontology annotation, cellular component: membrane.
UAUUUUCCUCUGGAAGAAACAACAAAAGAUGGCUAUAAACUGAUAUAUGGAACAUAUUUAGACACCGAUCCUUCUCUCUAUGAUAUUAAUGACACUACCAAAUAUUACCUGAUGAUGUGCGACAUGUAUUUUUUAAUGGAUGGUACUACGAACGGUUAUAUUAUCUUCUUCGAUGCUAGCAAUUUAUCCUUCGGUCAUAUUACACGAAUGAAUCCAUUCGCAUUCAAAAAAUAUUUAUAUUAUAUCCAAGAAGCAGCACCAUUACGUAUAAAGGAAAUCCAUGUCAUAAACGCACCAACAGUCAUCGAAUUGGCAAUGAACAUGAUAAAACCUUUUAUGAAGAAAGAACUGCUAGAUGUAAUGCAUUUUUAUUCAUCGUUAGAGAACGUUUCCAAAUAUAUCUCAGUGGAUAAGUUGCCGAACGAAUCGGGUGGAAAGGCGGGUCCGAUACGCGAAUUGGCUGAAAUGCAAAUGAGGAAACUCGAGGAGUAUCGUGAAUGGUUUCUGCUAGACGAAGCAACCAGACGUGUUGACGAAACAAAGAGAAUUGGCAAGAGCAAAUCGGUGAAUGAUUUGUUUGGUGUUGAGGGUAGUUUUAGAAAACUCGAUAUAGAUUAAAAAAGAUUUAUAACUUUAUACGAUUUAUAAUCCCAUCUUGUGCAAUUUCUUUUAAUGUUAUUUUGUACUUUGUACUUUG